Messenger RNA from Enterobius vermicularis (human pinworm), 549 nucleotides. NCBI's taxonomy places the organism in Eukaryota, Metazoa, Nematoda, Chromadorea, Rhabditida, Oxyuridae. The record is from the annotation of a GenBank genome assembly.
AUGUAUUCCGAAGGCGAGGACGUUCUUGUUUUACAUUCGUGGCGGUGGGGAAAAGGUUCGUUAGUUUUCGUUUAUAUGAAGGCAUCUCCAAAUAUUGGACUGCCUUAUGACCACCCAAUUUUUAUUGCUGCAUAUAUUUUUUCUUCAGACUUGGGGAUUUACAGCAUGGCUGCUGUAGAACAAUUGUUGGAGCUCCUAAUUGUACUCUCGGCUUUGUGGUUAGAUGUUCCACUGUUAGAGGCCCGAGCUUCUGCAUUGGUCAGCGCAUGUUGGACAUUAUCAUUCCCGUUUAUAUUGGCUUGUGGGGACAGUAUUAGCGCUCUUGAAGCAAUUCUGAAGGAAAUGGAUACUCAUGUCGAUAGCUUACGUGAUAUAGUCGCUAAUGCUGAGCAAAAUUUUUUGGAGAGUCGCACUGAUUUGGCGUCCACUACCGUCCCUAUGGCAACAUUUAUUGAAGAGACUGCGUUGGUGGAAGUGGCACGCAACAAAACGGAGACUUUGACAAGUCCACAAACUGACGAAGCACCUGCAGAUCCCAGUGCUAGCUAG